AACGCGUUUGUGCUAGCAAGGGAAACAUCAUACAUUUUGUUCUAGACAAAAUGGUACACCCGAGUAUCAAGGAUUGUGAAAGGGAUUUGCGAUGUACUGAGAGACAUGGAGCUUAUCAGAUAACUGGACCUGAGCAAAAAAGACCUUCAAACUGGUUGAAUGCAUUGAGAAAUGAUCACUUCAAAGCAGCAUUGGUGGAGUUCUUAGCCUUCUUUUGGGAAAACAACAUGCAUUCAACAGUACUUGGAAACAAAACAGUCAUAAUGAAUCGCAAUGAUACCUGCUACAUGUUUAGAGUUGAAGGAGAGAUCGUGGUCAAAACCGAGAUCGUUAAAUUGUUUUCAACUCAUGAAGAAGCUGAUUCCAGAAUUUUGUACCACCUAUCUUCGAUUCAAACACCAGCAAACGUUGUGAUAAGAACCAUAGAUACUGACGUGCUGAUAAUUGCUCUUGGCUGCCUUAGUAAGUUACCUAACAGCUUGAAUAUUUGGAUGGAAACCGGUGUUUACACUAAAAAUACAUUAAGGUACAUAAGUAUUAAUCAAAUAUACCAGAAAUUGGGCAAAAAUAUUUGCAUGGCCUUGCCAGCAUACCAUGCUUUCACUGGAUGUGACUAUACAGCAUCGUUUAGUAGGAAAGGAAAAAUUCGACCUUUCAAACUACUAGAAAAAAAUGAAAGUGUGCAAGAUGUAUUUAAACAGCUAGGAACAAAUCUUGAUGUCACAGAUGACGCUUUUGCAACGUUGGAAAAAUUUGUAUGCAGCAUGUAUGGAAAAAGGAAUCUAUCAUCUGUAGAUGAAGCUAGGUUGGUAAUGUUUUUGGAAAAGUAUAAACCAAAAGGAGAAAAUGAAGCAAUUUCCUGUGUUAAAAAGUUUGAUGGAAGUUCUCUACCACCUUGUUUACGAGUGUUGCGUCAAAAGAUUUAUCGAACAAAGUAUGUUGCACAGUUAUGGAUGUCAUCAAUAACGUCCGAGCCUCCAAAUCACCUUCCUGAAGACAUGGGUUGGCUGCUGAAAGAUGGCAGCUAUAUCAUUAAGUGGUACGAAGGCGAAAUGUCUCCAAAAGCAGUAGAUGUCACCAGCAAUGAAAAUUAUUAUGGAUUCUCCAGAGAAGUAGAAGAUUUUGAAGGGUUUGAUGAACUGUCAAGUGAUGACGAUUCAGACAGUGAUGACGAAACUAGUGACGAAGACGUGUAAUGAUAAUUUAAGAUGCUGAUGCAGAACAAUAUCAAUCAUGCUGCUAUAACCUAUUGUACAUAUUUAUAUUUUAUUAAAUGCUAUCAGAGCAUUU
Messenger RNA from Hydractinia symbiolongicarpus, 1290 nucleotides. RefSeq lists its product as uncharacterized. The record is from RefSeq and is a predicted model, not a curated record. Bases 51 to 1196 code for a protein of 381 amino acids. Lineage: Eukaryota; Metazoa; Cnidaria; Hydrozoa; Anthoathecata; Hydractiniidae. The transcript has 3 exons.